Molecule: messenger RNA, 1109 nt
Organism: Diospyros lotus (date-plum)
Lineage: Eukaryota; Viridiplantae; Streptophyta; Magnoliopsida; Ericales; Ebenaceae
Product: probable strigolactone esterase DAD2
Exons: 2
Coding region: 80-910 (276 amino acids)
Source: RefSeq, a predicted model, not a curated record
CGGUACAACCCACAAAGCUGCGCCUUUCUCCUUCUCUUUCACUCCCGUCUCCGUCUUCUUCUUCUUCUCCAACACCUCUAUGGCCAUGCUCGGAAAAGCUCUAUCCGCGGCCAUGAAUGCCAGAACCGUCGGAUCUGGCGCUGGCGAAACUAUAGUUCUGGUUCAUGGGUUCGGAGCAGACCAGUCGGUGUGGGACAAGAUCCUCCCGGACCUGGCUCAGAGGCACCGGGUUGUCCUCUUCGACUGGAGCUUCUCCGGCGCCGUGAAAGACCCAAGCCUGUUUGAUCCGGCGAAGUACUCCAGUUAUGAUGCUUUUGCUGAUGACUUGAUCUCUCUCAUGGAGGAGAUGAACUUGCACAGAUCUUCGUCGGUUUUUGUUGGUCAUUCCAUGUCUGCCAUGAUCGGAUGUAUUGCUUCCAUCAAGAGGCCCGAACUCUUCAAGAGGCUCAUACUGAUCGGAGCUUCGCCCAGGUACAUAAACUCGGAAGACUACGAAGGGGGGUUCGACAGCACCGAAGUUGAUAAAUUCCUAUCCAGCAUAGAAACCAACUUCCUCGAGUGGGCUUCAGGCUUCGCUUCUCUCAUCGUCAACAGCCCCGACGACCCUCUCUCGGUGGCCAAAUACCGGGACUGCUUGCAGAGUAUGUCCCCGGAAGCGGCGCUCGCCGUGGCCGGAGUGGUUUUCCGGUGCGACCACAGAGACAUGCUGGAGAACGUCGUGGUCCCCUGCACCAUCAUCACGAUGCCCGACGACGCCGCCGUGCCGGACUCCGUCGCCGGCUACUUGCAGAACAAGAUCAAGGCCGAGUCGACGGUGGAGAUCAUAGAAACGCCCGGCCAUUUCCCGAUGUUGACUGCUCCUCUCCGGCUGCUGGAGGUGCUCGCCGGAGCCCUUGCCUCGGAUCUUUAAUCUCAAUAAAAAUAAAUAAAUAAAUUGUCCCAAUAAUUGCAUGGUAGUGUUUUUAAAAUUAGGAACCAUCGGAUUUAUAUUUCUUUCUUUCAGCAUAGACUCAUAAAAUUAUUCCGUUGUGUGUAUCAUUAGCUAUUAUGAAAGUGUUUUAAAUUUAUGAAUAAUUUUUAUAAAUUAAUUUAUGAAAGUGUUUGAUUUA